Malassezia restricta is the source of this 1818-nucleotide messenger RNA. Its product is annotated as metal transporter CNNM. The record is from RefSeq and is a predicted model, not a curated record. The transcript has a single exon. Gene Ontology annotation, cellular component: intracellular membrane-bounded organelle. Gene Ontology annotation, biological process: magnesium ion homeostasis. The coding region runs from base 1 to 1818 and encodes 605 amino acids. NCBI's taxonomy places the organism in Eukaryota, Fungi, Basidiomycota, Malasseziomycetes, Malasseziales, Malasseziaceae.
AUGCAUUCCCUGGAACGCACGAGACCGCACGGUCCAGGGCAUGGUAUAGCUCCUGCGUCAGCAACGAAGCUUGUUAUGGCACUGCUUGCCUACGUAUUUCACUCCGCUUUCAUGGCGGUUCGUGCCUCACCCGUCGUGAUGUGGGCUGUACCGACCUCGUCUACGAUGACGAUGACGAGGCCUCGGGACCAUGUAGAGGCACCUAUUGAGCAUAAUGAGCCAUGGAAAAAGGUUAUGGACAUUCUUAUGAUUGCCUUCCUUGUGCUGCUCGGUGGGGUAUUUGCGGGUCUGACGCUCGGUCUUAUGGGUCUCGAUAUGGUGAACCUGCAGGUUCUCAUGACAUCUGGUACAGAUCAAGAGAGACAGAACGCGGCCAAAGUCAUGCGCCUGCUUGAGCGUGGUAGGCACUGGGUCUUGGUGGUUUUGUUGCUCGGUAAUGUGAUUGUAAAUGAAACGCUUCCGAUCUUUUUGUCUGAAUUUGGCUCUGGACUCACAGCUGUCAUUCUAUCUACGAUCCUUAUUGUCAUCUUUGGUGAGAUCGUGCCUCAAUCAAUCUGUGCUCGCUAUGGUCUCUCCAUUGGUGCCCUAUGCGCUCCGCUCGUGCACGGAGCCAUGAUUCUACUGGCGCCAGUGGCAUGGCCCACGGCCAAGCUCCUCGACUAUUGCCUUGGCGAAGAGCACGGAACUACAUAUCGCAAAGCAGAACUCAAAACGUUUGUUUCUUUGCAUCAGCAAAUCGGAACCGAGCAUUUAAACGAUGAUGAAGUGACCAUCAUCCGCGCCGUCCUGGAUUUGAACGACAAAACAGUGGCAGACGUUAUGACACCUAUUGAGGAUGUGUACACUUUACCCAUUGAUCACGUUCUCGAUGACGCUGGUGUGGAUGAGCUUGUCCAAUCGGGCUAUUCGCGUGUACCCAUUCAUGAGAAUGACCGCCCCGAUGCCAUUCUUGGUAUGUUGCUCGUCAAGCAAUUGAUCCAAUACGACCCAGAAGAUGCUUGGCCCGUCUCGCGCUUCCAUCUCACACCUCUCCCAGAAACCUCGCCAGACUUGAACCUACUCGAUGCCAUCAACUAUAUGCAGGUGGGUCGCUCUCAUAUGAUCCUAGUGUCUAAGCACCCCGGUGAGCCAUCGGGUGCCAUGGGCGUGGUAACAUUGGAAGACAUUAUCGAGGAAAUGAUUGGCGAAGAGAUCGUGGAUGAGACGGACGUAUUUGUUGACGUGCACAAUAAAAUCAAGGUCGUCCGUACCAAGCCGUCAGGUGCCAAGCAGGACCAAUGGCAGCCGCUCAUUCGCGGUAUCAUUGAGCGACGCCGUAAAUACGGAGGACCAAAAAAUAUACCGUUGCACAACAGUUUUGGCACCAUGGGACAGGGCCCAAUGAGCCGAACGCGCAGUUUCAGUCGUUCUUCUAAAUAUGGCACGAUGCCACAAAGCAAAGCACAUGACAAGGUGUCUAUCAAGAAGAUUGGACACCGACGAACGGGCAGUGGACCACAGAGUGAAUUGUCCCCGGGAAUGCAAGCAGACAAGACGCCUCUGCAGACGCCCAAGUCCAUGUCAUCGUCUAUCACAUUUAGUGACUAUGGACCAGAGUCGUUGAAUCUCGCCGAGUCCGAGCGCACAUUCCAAGCCCCUGGGCCAUACAUUGUUGAAGCAGUUCAUGGUACCAGUGACGAAUUUCGCGUGAUUACUGUGGCCGAGCUGAAUGAAGACACGGCACAUGACUUGCAUAACAAAGCGGUUCACGAAGCGGUCAAGCAGGCCGAAGAGAGUGCACAUGUAUCACAGUUUAAUGACGACCCUGGGCCUACAUAG